Molecule: messenger RNA, 892 nt
Organism: Gossypium raimondii (Peruvian cotton)
Lineage: Eukaryota; Viridiplantae; Streptophyta; Magnoliopsida; Malvales; Malvaceae
Product: protein Dr1 homolog
Exons: 6
Coding region: 235-705 (156 amino acids)
Molecular function (GO): protein heterodimerization activity
Source: RefSeq, a predicted model, not a curated record
UUUUUAUUUUAUUUUUUAAUUGUUUUUCUUUUUUGCCCUAAUCGACUGCGAUCGAGAGGUUCCUCUCUUUAUCGUGAAGCCCCUUGCCUUUAUCUGAUAACUCAAUAAAUCAACCAUGUCCUUCCCCUUGAUCUCCCACUCGACUCGGAUCACGACUCCCUCGACUCGUUUAGCGUUUUUCUUUCAAUAGGUAUACCCGCCUCGACGUCUUAGCUCAGUAACUCGAAUUAAACGAUGGAGCCGAUGGAUAUCGUAGGGAAGUCGAAGGAGGACGCUUCGCUUCCCAAAGCAACUAUGACCAAAAUUAUAAAGGAAAUGUUACCGCCAGAUGUACGCGUUGCAAGAGAUACUCAAGAUCUUUUGAUUGAGUGCUGUGUAGAGUUUAUCAAUCUCAUUUCAUCAGAAUCCAAUGAAGUUUGUAACAGAGAGGAGAAGCGGACUAUAGCACCCGAGCAUGUACUCAAGGCUCUAGAGGUUCUUGGGUUUGGAGAAUACAUUGAGGAGGUCUACGCUGCUUAUGAGCAACACAAGAUCGAGACCAUGCAUGACUCUUUGAAAGGAGGCAAAUGGAGCAACGGAGCAGAGAUGACUGAAGAAGAAGCGGCAGCUGAGCAGCAGAGGAUGUUUGCUGAAGCACGAGCAAGAAUGAAUGGUGGGGCUGUUGUCCCGAAGCAACCCGAAUCUGACCCAAGUUUAGAGAGCUAACCAUUUAGGCUUAUUUUUCUUUCACAAUAGGUAAGCAUCCUUGAUUCUUCCAUUAGUGCUUCUUCUAAAGUUCCAAUCUUCGUAUAUUAUGUACAAAAAUGAAAAAAAAAUGCAUUGGCCCAUGUGGAUAUCUGUGAAUGCUGUCUAUAACUUAAUGCAAUUAGCAAGAGUUUGUUCGUUUCUAUCA